AUGGCCGUCAUCGUAAUAACACCUUAUUGUUGUUGUUGCAUUAUCGUUAGUCUGAGCGGAGACGCCCAGACCACCUGUUCACACACACCUCCUCCAGCCCACGCUCCACCUGAAAAUGAAUCACGGCUUUUUGCUGAAACCUUCUAUAACAGAAUGGAUCAACACGACUGGCAGAGAGGAAGGAGCAAAGGCCACCGGCGAUAUGAGGAUGAAGCUGAAGACGUCCAGCCUCUGUACAUUGGAGUCCCAGUGUCCCACCGAAGGAAGAGGCGCCGGAGACACGCGUACGCCAACUCGGAGCCGGAGACGCGACACUCCUACAGCGACAACCACGGCCACCACGGCCACCGCGAGCCCCCGCAGCAAGACUACUACCACGAGAGAGAGGGGAGGUACGAGGAGGACCAGGCCAGCAGCGAGAGCCACGACCAAGACCUCUUUGGAAGCAUGCAGGACUCAAGUGUGUAUUCUCCGUCAUGCUGGACGUUGGCUAGCACUGAGACAGUUUCACCGGCAGCGGAGAGAUUACGGCACAUUUUAGGGGACGAUGAUGGCACGCCCAACCCCACGAUCUUCACUGAGAUGGACACUCUCCAGCAAGAUGGCGAUGAGCUGCAGUGGAAAGAGUCAGCCAGAUGGGUGAAGUUCGAGGAGAAAGUGGAGGAAGGAGGAGAGCGCUGGAGCAAACCCCAUGUGUCCACCCUGACCCUCCACAGCUUGUUUGAACUGCGCACGUGUCUCCAGACCGGCAGCAUUCUUCUGGAUAUUGAAGGAAAUUCUCUACCGCAGAUUGUGGAUGACAUCCUGGAGCGACAAAUUGCCGACGGCCUCAUUGCUCCAGACUUGAAGGAGAAGAUUAGUUUUGUACUUCUUCGAAAGCAUCGUCACCAGACAAAGAAGCCGAUCCACCGCUCUCUGGCCGACAUCGGAAAGCCCUCCGCUGCCGCCGCAAAUCGUAGUCCUGUUAAUCUGAGUCGUAGCACUAGCACAGCUUCUGGGAUCCACCACUCCACAGAAGACCUUCGCUCUCGCCAGUCGAGCAGCCUCGGCCGCCUGCAUUACAAUCAGAGCCGAAGUAUGAAUGAUAUUUCAGACACUCCAAGCAAUGACCAGUUAAAGAACAAGUUCAUGAAGAAAAUCCCACGCGAUGCUGAAGCGUCGAACGUACUCAUCGGUGAGGUGGACUUUUUGGACAAACCCUUUGUUUCCUUCGUGCGCCUGUCCCAAGCUGCAACUCUGGGAGGCCUCACUGAGGUCCCUGUCCCGACCAGGUUUCUCUUCAUUCUUCUGGGUCCUCAUGGAAAAAACAAAUCGUACCAUGAGAUUGGCAGAGCUAUUGCUACACUUAUGGUGGAUGAUCUGUUCAGCGAUGUUGCAUACAAAGCUCGCGACAGAGAAGACCUGAUUGCUGGAGUGGAUGAGUUUCUGGAUGAAGUAAUCGUUCUUCCACCGGGGGAGUGGGACCCUAAAAUUCGAAUCGAACCUCCCAAGAAAGUCCCAUCUGCAGAAAUGAGGAAGUCUGUGCUGAACUUGAAUGAGCUCGGCAAAAUGAAUGGCUCGGCCGGUGGAGGACCUGUAGCAGACGACGAGAUGCCGCCUCAACACGAGCUCGCAGAGGAACUGAAAUUUACCGGAAGAUUUGGCGGUGGCUUGUGGCUGGAUAUUAAGAGGAAGGCCCCUUGGUAUUGUAGCGAUAUCUACGACGGCAUUCACAUCCAGUCCAUCUCUGCAGUGCUCUUCAUUUACCUUGGUUGCAUCACUAACGCUAUCACCUUUGGAGGAUUGUUGGGAGACGCCACAGACAAUUACCAGGGUGUGAUGGAGAGUUUCCUCGGCACUGCUCUGGCUGGGAUUGUCUUCUGUUUGUUUGGGGGACAGCCUCUCAUCAUCCUCAGUUCUACAGGUCCAAUUCUCAUUUUUGAAAAGCUACUAUACGAGUUCAGCAAGAACAAUGGCAUCGACUACAUGGAGCUGCGUCUGUGGAUCGGCAUUCACUCCUGUAUCCAGUGUUUCGUGCUGGUUCUGUCAGAUGCAAGCUACAUCAUCAAAUACAUGACCCGCUUCACCGAGGAAGGUUUCUCUAGUCUCAUCUCCUUUAUAUUCAUCUCUGAUGCUAUCAAGAAGAUGGUAGGUUCCUUCAAGUAUUAUCCAAUCAACCGCGGAUUUAAGCCCGACUACGUCACAUCCUACAGGUGUGAUUGUCUCGCUCCAGAUCAGGCGCCUUUGGCAGACGACAACAUGACUUUACUGUUUAAUCUGACUGAUAUGGGCUACAGCCAGCUCAGCAAGAAAGACUGUGUGAAGUACGGUGGUUCUCUGAUGGGAAAGGCUUGUAAAUAUGUCCCGGACCUGGCGCUCAUGUCCUUCAUCCUCUUCUUUGGAACCUAUUCCAUGACGAUCUCUCUCAAGAAGUUUAAGUUCAGCCGCUAUUUCCCAACAAAGCUGAGGAAGCUUAUCAGUGAUUUUGCCAUCUUUAUGUCUAUCAUGACCUUUGUGGGUCUGGACAUGUUGGUGGGUUUAGACACACCCAAACUGAUCGUACCAACAGAAGUCAAGCCCACACGUCCAGACCGUGGCUGGUUAAUAAUACCAUUUGGCAAAAAUCCCUGGUGGUGGUACGUAGCCAGCGCCGUCCCUGCUCUUCUCGUGACCAUUCUGAUAUUUAUGGACCAGCAGAUCAGCGCUGUCAUUGUCAACCGCAAGGAGAACAAACUCAAGAAAGGUUGUGGGUAUCACCUGGACCUCUUCUGGGUGGGGGUUCUGAUGGCGGUGUGCUCCUUCAUGGGUUUGCCGUGGUAUGUGGCGGCUACGGUGAUCUCCAUCGCUCAUAUUGACUCUCUGAAGAUGGAGAGUGAGAGCAGCGCACCGGGAGAGCAGCCGCAGUUCCUCGGUGUCAGGGAGCAGAGACUCACAGGGAUCUUGGUGUUUGUCCUGACCGGAGUGUCCGUCUUCCUCGCUCCGGUGCUGCAGUACAUCCCAAUGCCUGUCCUCUAUGGAGUUUUUCUGUAUAUGGGAGUGGCCUCAUUGAGCGGCAUCCAGUUCUGGGAGAGAAUCAAACUGUACCUGAUGCCCAUCAAGCACCAGCCAGACUUCUCCUUCUUACGCCAUGUUCCUCUCAGACGUGUGCAUCUGUUCACUCUGAUCCAGAUCAUCUGUUUGGCUGUUCUGUGGAUCCUCAAGUCCACCUUUCUGGCCAUCAUCUUCCCAGUAAUGAUCUUGGGUUUGAUGGUGGUACGGAAGCUGCUGGAUUUCAUUUUUUCACAACACGACCUGGCAUGGCUCGAUGACAUUCUGCCCGACAAAGACAAAAAGAAAAAGAAGAAGACAGGGCAGCCCGACAGCGACGAGGAGUCCCACGCCCCUCCUCCUUACCCUCAGACGAUCCGCAUGGCAGAAGAGACAAAUCCAUAUUCGACCGUGACCUCGGAUGACGAGCUAGACCGCAGCAUCACCGUGCACCUGAAGAUCUGCCCCCCGUCGCCCGUGCUCUCCCAGAGGAGCUAUGCUUCAGGACACUCCACACUGUCCCCUGCCACCGCCCGCCCACCCUCAGUCAAUCUGCAGAUGACCGACAACAGCGACUCAGACUUUAACAUCAGAAAACAUCACCUUUAUCUCCCCAGCUACAACAGCCAUGAGCCGCAGAGAGACUGCAGCAAACUUAGAGCCCACUUUGAAGACUCAUGUGCAGAGACCAUUCUCUAG
This is a messenger RNA of Knipowitschia caucasica, 3705 nucleotides long. The record is from the annotation of a GenBank genome assembly. NCBI's taxonomy places the organism in Eukaryota, Metazoa, Chordata, Actinopteri, Gobiiformes, Gobiidae.